Molecule: messenger RNA, 2484 nt
Organism: Aspergillus clavatus NRRL 1
Lineage: Eukaryota; Fungi; Ascomycota; Eurotiomycetes; Eurotiales; Aspergillaceae
Product: C6 zinc finger domain protein
Exons: 2
Coding region: 1-2484 (827 amino acids)
Biological process (GO): regulation of DNA-templated transcription; DNA-templated transcription
Molecular function (GO): DNA binding; DNA-binding transcription factor activity, RNA polymerase II-specific; zinc ion binding
Source: RefSeq, a predicted model, not a curated record
AUGGAUUCGACCCAGUUGGGGGAUGCACAACCAGACAACAUCACAGCGACGGGCGAAGAGUCUGCUACCGCUGCAAAGCGCCGAUGGAGACGGAACCGCAUAGCCUGCGAUUCCUGCCACUCGCGCCGGGUACGAUGCGACCGGGCAUUUCCGUGCUCUCGUUGUCUUCGGAGUGAGAUACACUGUGAAUUCACGCGCGAAAGGCGAAAACGAGGACGCAUUGCUCGGUCAAAACAGGUGCCACCGGCGACGAAUGAAGAUACGGUCGAGAAGAGGCCCGCGGCCCCCGCGACAGCAGACCCGGCAGGAACUCCGGUCAUAAACCAUGCAUCGCCGACUAUGCCGUUCCCGCACCGUUCUCCAGCGACAAAUGUCACGAGCGCAUCCGCUCCUAGCAUAGAUGGGCGACGCUCACAGGCUGAGCUGUCGCUACCACCACGCAGACCAGGGCCCAAUGGAAAUGUGACGGAGGAGUGGUUGUCUGCAGCGCAUGUAUCCCCUGAAUCCCACGAGGUCUUGAGCGGUGCAGGCUGGGCAGACGGCCCACUGCCACGGGUGCUGGACAUCUGGAACGGGGUAGACUUGGUCGGCUACGGUGCUCCUACUGCUCAAGGAUCCAAGACGGCGAGUACCACCAAGACAUCUAGUGCAUCGGCGCCAGAUUUGAAAUAUCCCGUCUUGCAGCCCCUCAUGCCGUUCCUCGAGGCGAACCUUCCUAGGAGGCUAGUCUUUGAUCUCCUCGAAUUGUACUUCACCAGCGCCUUCUCAACACACAUGCACCCUGUUUGUCACCACAUCCACUGCUAUGUUCUCCGUAAGGCCUCCUUUCUGAGCAAAGAGGACCCGCGUCCCAGCAGUCCCGCUCUACUAGCAAGCAUGCUCUGGGUCGCCGCGUUGGACGAUCGGGCAUUUGCCCUGUCGAUAUCCCCGCCGCAGCGAAAGAAGAUCUGCCAGUUUUUGUGCGCUUUAACCAUUCGAUUACUUCGACCAUUAAUUCAUGUGUCGUUCAAGGAGGAAGGAGGCCCGGCCGCCGGUGACCCUCCAUUUCCUGGCGUCGGUCCAGACUGCCCGCCGACAACUGGGCAUCAUCCGUUUGAAUCGAGUGGUGACGAUCGUGGCUUGGUCGGUCCUGCCGGCUCAUUGGAUGAUGUGAUCACCUAUAUUCAUGUCGCCUCUAUCAUUUCGUCGAGUGAACAGAAGGCGGCUAGUAUGCGAUGGUGGCAUGCUGCUUUUACCCUGGCGCGAGAACUGAAAUUGAACCAGGAGAUCGAAAUGAUGCCCAACGUGGAGGGUCAACCCGAAGGUUCUAGUCCCGCAUUCGAUUAUUCCUUGCCUGGGUGGAGCGGCGUUGAUACUGGUGCUUUCUUUGACUAUUCGAAUCCGACGCGACCGAGCCUGAACUGCGUCUGCGAUCGCAGUCAUGACCCACAUGUUCCCAUCACCGAGGAGCAUCGCGAGGAGCGCCGCCGGACAUGGUGGCUGUUAUAUAUCAUGGAUCGUCAUCUGGCGCUGUGCUACAACCGGCCUUUGGCCUUGCUCGAUGCGGAAAGCGAAGACCUGUUGCUGCCACUAGAUGAGGGGCUGUGGCAGGCUGGAAAUGUGCAUAGUAACAGUCCCAAGCCGGACGGGCCUCAGUGCUCUAUUGCUGGCGACAAGACCAAACGCCGAGUCUUUCCCGAUUUCACAUGCCAUGACCACUCUAUUUUCGGCUUCUUCUUACCGCUGAUGACUAUUACUGGUGAGCUGAUCGACCUCAACCAGGCACGGAACCACCCCAUGCUGGGGUCCCGAUUGAAUGGAAAGAACGCCUGGGAUGCGCAUCUCAGGGAGGUGCUGCGACAGCUCGAGAUCUACAAGGCCAGCCUCACCACUUUUGCGACAACUGCGAUCGUCCCUGACGGCCCCCUUCCCACCACGUACGGUCACUCAUCUCCCGACCCCUCUACUGAAACCUCCCUUUCCCAAGCCUUUUCAUGGCAUACCCAAACCGUCAUAGCAUAUGCAUCGUACCUGGUUCAUGUGUUACACAUCCUACUGGUCGGGAAGUGGGACCCCGUCUCGCUGAUCGAAGACAAAGACUUCUGGACAUCCUCUCCGGCCUUUGCCUCGACAAUCUCGCAUGCCUUGGAUGCGGCCGACUCGGUCAACCAGAUUCUUCGGUAUGACCCGGAUGUCAGCUUCAUGCCCUAUUUCUUUGGUAUCCAGCUCUUGCAAGGCAGUUUCCUCCUCCUUCUUAUUGUAGAGCGGCUCCAGAAAGAGGCCGGUGAAGGCAUUCUCAACGCUUGCGAGGUGAUGAUUCGCGCGACUGAGUCCUGCGUCGUCACACUCAACACCGAAUACCAGCGAAAUUUCCGCCAAGUCAUGCGGAGCGCGGUUGCACAGGCGCGCGGACGUCCUGUCAAUCAUAGCGAGAUCCGCCAUCGACGCAAAGCCGUAUUGGCUCUGUACCGGUGGACGAGGAACGGCACCGGGUUGGCUCUUUGA